Molecule: messenger RNA, 3104 nt
Organism: Schistosoma margrebowiei
Lineage: Eukaryota; Metazoa; Platyhelminthes; Trematoda; Strigeidida; Schistosomatidae
Source: the annotation of a GenBank genome assembly
AUGCAGACGGAAUAUAUAACUCCACAGCAUUAUUCAUCGAAUAAAUGUGAUCAAUUUAAUGAUUCAACUGAAAAUUGUCCGAUUCCCGAUAAAACACUAAAUUACGCAGAUUCAAUAAAUUUCACUAAAUCAUUUAAUUUUUAUCCAAUGGAUUCAAUGAAUAUGUACCCAUUAAAUGAACAUAAUCAUUAUGCUUUCGGCUCUCGAUCGGACUUAAUUAAACCUUCAGAGAAUUUAAUUACUAAUAUUCAUAAUUUUAAUCAUACCACUGAGGCAGGUCAGUACUUUCACACAAACUACCCAGCAAGAUUAGUCAAUACUACUAAUAUUACUACUAGUAUUUCUUCUGCUGUUACGACCGAUAUCACUGUUAAUGUUACUGCUACUACGACAAACAGUCAUAGUAACAAUGUUAGCCUUAAUCAUAACGGUAUUUUACCAGUUUAUUCCAAUCAGUUUAAUAAUAAAUAUGUAGAUGAUCAAACAAUUACAAAUUAUCAUACAAAUCAAAUGAAUCGAGAACACUGUGAAAAUGAAUUUCUGAUGUCAUUACAAUUUCAUCAUACGCACCCUGUAUCACAAUAUUAUUCACAUAGUUCCACUAUCCCCACCGCCCCGGGACCUCAACAACAUCAACACCAACAGCAGAAACAACAGCAACUUCUUCAUUCACAACUACAUCCAGCUCAACAAUCACAGAACACCAACAAUUAUACGCAUACUGCAGCGACUACAUCUCCAAGAAUGAAAGAGAAAUCAAAAAAUGCUGCUCGUACACGACGUGAAAAAGAAAAUACAGAGUUUUAUGAAUUAGCUAGACUUUUACCACUUCCCAGUGCAAUUACAUCACAACUGGACAAAGCAUCUAUUAUACGUUUAACAACAAGUUAUUUAAAAAUCAGAACUAUAUUUCCAAACGGUUUUGGCGAUAACUGGAACUAUUCUCAUACACUAUCUAACCACGUAAUAGAGAGAGAGUUGGCUCCAAACAUAUUUAAAUCAAUGGAUGGUUUCAUCUUCAUUGUUUCGCUAGAAGGGAGAAUUUUGUACAUAUCGGAAACAGCUUCUGUUCUACUGGGUUUGUCUCAGGUUGAAAUGACCGGAAAUGAAAUGACUGAAUAUUUGCAUCCAUUGGAUCAUGAUGAACUGAAACAGAUACUUACUGUGCACCCAUCAGAAAUAGCUGCUAAUUCUGGUCAGUCAGAGUUCACACUUGAACGCAGCUUUUUCUUACGUGUAAAGUGUGUCUUAGCCAAAAGGAAUGCUGGAUUAACUACAGCUGGUUUUAAAGUAAUACACUGUAAUGGACAUUUACGUGUUCGUGUUAUUCACCUAGAUGGAUAUCAGUACUACCAAAAUUUAGGCUUAAUAUCAUUCGCCUAUGCAAUUCCUUCACCGAAUACAAAUAAUACAGAAAUACGCUUAAGUAUGGAUAUGUUCAUGUUCCGUGCCAGUUUAGAUUUAAAAUUAAUCUUUUUGGAAGGCAGAAUUUCUCAAAUAACCGGCUUUCAACCACAAGAAUUGGUGGAUAAAACACUUUAUCAGUUGGUACACACAGCAGAUGUUGGAUCCUUAAAACACUCUCAUGAAAUACUUUUAAAUAAAGGUCAAGUUACAACACCAUAUUAUCGUCUGCUGAAUAAAUCUGGAGGUUGGGUGUGGAUACAAUCGUAUGCAACCAUAAUUCACAACAGUAGAUCCUCAAGACCAAACUGUAUUGUCAGCGUGAAUUAUCUUCUUUCUGAAAUUGAAUGUCGCGAAUAUUGUCUAUUAAAUGAUCCUCUAGUAUAUGAAGAUAUCGUUAAUCAGCACCAACAAACAAAAACGAAUCAUUUGCUGACUACUACACCACCACCUCCAUCGUCACAAUUACCAAACAAAACUAACGUUAAUUAUGUCAACAAUUCAAAACAUAAAAUGAGUGAAUACUUUCACAAUGAGUAUGCAAUGAGAAUUCCCUAUAGAGAACAUGAUGAUCUUGCACAUAAACGUAUACGUCGAUGUAAUACUGACAGCAAUCACCAUCAAGAGGUUAUUGGUAUUAGUGCAGUUACUAAUGAUGGUAAUAUUCAUGAUACUAAACAAAAUUCCUUGUUGAAAUCUGAUAUUGUGUCAACUCAUUCAACAAAUGUCAUAGAACGUUAUUUUGAUAGUCAAAAUCAACAGAGUUUGAAGUCUACGCUUUCUACAGAUGCGUCUCAACCUUCGUACGACUUAUGGGCAACUGAACUGCACAAACAACAAGAAUAUUCAGACCAGAAACAUGCUACAGUUUAUCCGGAGAAAAUAAGUAAACUAUUAAAUUGUACAAGUUCCGACUAUUCAGUGUACAGUGAAUGCUCCAAGGAGAAUGACAAUCAUCAGUCACUUCUACAAUGGUGUCAUAUGAAUUUUGAUUCAGACAAUCGCUCACAUUAUCAAAAUCGUCAUGACCGCCAAAAUGAAUCACAUUUGUUAUUUAACAAUUUUGCAAUUACUCCCGGAGAUAGACCAGAAGCAGGGAUAGUACCAUUGCCCACACACUCGGAAAUGACAACAAAAUUAGAUGAUGUAAAUUUUCCCCGUGAAAAGUUAAAUAUGACUCAACAAAAUAAUCAUGACAUAAAAACAGAGUCUAUGACAAACUUCAGCGAAACAAGUGAGACAGUAUUUCGGAAUGACAAAGUUCCAAUGGUAAAUGAUUUAGGGCAAUCGGAUCAUCAAAAAGAUGUAAUGGUUGUAGUAGAGGAAGAAGAAGACGUUGAUGGAGAAGAAGAAGAAGAAGAAGAGGAGGAGGAAGAAGAAGAAUAUAAUGAUGAUGAAGAUGAUGAAAAUGAGGGUGAACAAGAAGACAACGAUUGAGAAGUUAUCCAUCACAAUUUUUUUUUUCAGUUAACUGUAGCAGACUAGUUAUUUGUUUAGCAUCUUUUAUCCCAUAUGCACAGUUUAUGUCAGAGUGACAGUAAUCCUAUUAUGAUAAGUGUCACAAACAGUUCAUGUUUCAGAAAAUAACAACUGAUUUCCUGUCAUCUAUAAACAAAUACUGACUUCGUAAUGAUGUACUAAUUCUACUAUUCUUUCAAAAGAAGACCGCUACUGCGCCAAAUAUCCUACCAUAUCCUAAC